Molecule: messenger RNA, 2328 nt
Organism: Pocillopora damicornis (cauliflower coral)
Lineage: Eukaryota; Metazoa; Cnidaria; Anthozoa; Scleractinia; Pocilloporidae
Product: mitochondrial protein C2orf69 homolog
Molecular function (GO): oxidoreductase activity, acting on the CH-OH group of donors, NAD or NADP as acceptor
Source: RefSeq, a predicted model, not a curated record
GACGAAAGUUGGUCUAGGAAGUACAGACUAAACCCUCGCGUGAAACAAUACAUUUUAUCUAACAUGGAAAAAGUUGCUCUGGUGACAGGCGGUAAUCGUGGCAUUGGCUAUGCUAUUGUUAAGAGAUUGUGCAAAGAGUUUGAUGGAGUAGUUCUCUUUACUGCAAGGGAUGAGACUACUGGUUCAAAAAUCUGUGGUGAACUUAAUAAGGUAUUAAAUGUAACAAAUAUUCAGCACCAUCAACUCGAUAUCACAUCCCAGGACAGUAUCAACAAACUCUACACUCACGUUCAGAAGACAUUUGGGGGAUUGGACAUAUUGAUAAACAAUUCUGGUGUCUUGCUCAAGAAAACUGUGCCGUAUGUUGAAAGAGCUGAGACAACUAUAGAGACAAACUAUUUUGGAACACUGAACAUGUGUAAGAGCUUCUUCCCUCUCCUUCGACAUCAUUCCAGGGUGGUUAAUGUAUCCUCUGGGCUUGGAGACUUGCGUUGUGUUUCACCAGCACUGCGAAAGAAAUUUUCCUCCCCAAAUCUAACUGUUACAGAGAUUACAUCUCUCAUGGAAAAAUACAGGAGGGAUGCUAAGGAAGGGAAGGUGACAGAGAAUGGUUGGCCAGAUGAUUCUUCCUCAUUCACUCCAGCUUACAGUGUCUCCAAGAUAGGCGUAACAGCUUUGAGUAUGGUACAAGCAAGAGAAUUAAAAAAUGAUCAGCGUGAAGGAAUAUUGGUUAAUGCUGUCUGUCCUGGCUGGGUGCGAACUGACAUGGGUGGCCCUAAUGCAGAGCGAAGCCCAGAAGAAGGAGCAGACACUCCAGUUUAUUGUGCCCUUCUUCCCAAAGGAACAACAAGUCCUAAUGGAGAGUUUUUGCAAAACAGGAAAAUUGUCCCUUGGCUUGCAGUUCGUUGCCUAGACGAAGUACCCGGCUACGAGGAACGAAAGAACGACGUGGUGUUUUGCGGUUCAGACGCUCAACAACAUGUUGUAUUUUUCCCUGGUGAUGUUCAGGAUUAUGAAGAAAACAUGGAGAGUCACAGAGAUAAUAAGAAAUGGAAGCAGUGGAGUUUGGAAUCUACGGCGAAAAUAUUAGAAAGAAGAUUUCCAAAUAGCUUUGUAUGGGUCAUUCGUCCUUCAAGAUAUCAUCAGAGCACUUUCGCGUGUUAUCAUAACUUUGUUGAAGCUAACCUGCUCGGUGUCCCUGAUCAUACAAAUCACGAUUACGGAGCUUUGUUUCACUUAAGAGCAUUGCUGGAGUCUGCGGUGAAAAAGCUUUUAGAUGUCCCGAAAGAAGAGGAGGACCCCACGUUUGAUUUCCCGGUGAUUCUUGUUGGUUUUAGUAAGGGCUGUGUUGUUCUAAAUCAAAUUAUUUACGAGCUCUACAUGGUGUCCGCUGGAGUGGACUCACGUCUCAAUGAAUUUGCAUCGCGUAUUAGUGCCAUGUAUUGGUUGGACGGCGGCCAUAGUGGCGAGUCGAACCUGUGGGUAACAGAUGAAAAAUUUCUUUACCACCUGGCUACUCACGUGCCAAGAAUUCGUGUGCACGUGACGCCUUAUCAGAUCGGGGAAGAAACGCGGCCGUCGAUUAAAAAGGAGCUGAAGAAGUUUGAGGACAGUCUUCGUUCGCUUGGCGCGAAUAUCAAGGUCAAAUCUCAUUUUCAAGGCACGCAGCCAUAUCUCGCUUUCCACUUUAAACUUCUUGAAAGUUUUUAGUGGAAUUUGCAAAUUGAUUUGAAAUAUCUGGUUACUUAAACAGAACGACAAAAACUCCUGAAACAUCAGGUGAUGGUGAGAGUUAUUGAGUGUUUUUGAGAAGCUCCAGGGUUGAAAGAAAGAAUGGGAUUUGCACCGAAAAAAACAGAUACAGCAAAUGGGACCGGAAGAUAUCACAAGCGGAAAUAAUGGGUGUGAAAAUGAUGUCCUAUGAUCAGGAAACACUGCAGCCCCUCACUUGAACAAAGACACACCUACAGCUUAUUUUGAUACAACUAUUAAGCCAUUGAUAUUUCAAGUUGCGUUCACGUUGCAAUUACCCUGAAGGGCAUACACGUUCUAGAUUAAAACAUGUGACGAUUCUAAUCGAUAAAAGCAAAUGUUUUUCGGCGAAAUUGUAAAUAACAUUUGCUUAAGGAUUGCUGUGAGCCCCUCAGCACCCUGCUUUUUUUUUAUUUACUGAGGGUUAAUGGAGGGAGAUUUGAAAAUAAUCCAGGGAUAAGCAAAACAUGUAAACCUUGGCAACACAACCCUUUCACUCGUGUAAUUUUUGUGAUGAAGGCCGCAAGCGAGCCCUCGUUCCCAGUGUUUGAGCGACUGGCGAAGAUAUCGCCUUAG